AUGACAGUGAUGUGCCCCAGGGUGCGUUCCCCAUCACGCGCUGGACCAGCCACGCUGUCACAUCAGAAGGGAGUCCCAGAUGGAGGAUUCGGCCAUCCAGGUCUCAGGCUGUAUAGACAGCCUGGUGCCUCGGCUGGGGCUGGGGCUGGCAAUGAUGUUGGCCUUCCCGAUGGAAUAUUUGGGAGAUGUCAGCGAGUGCCAGUAAUAGACAUCUAUAAAUAUGACAUUUCACCCCCUGUUCUUCAGCGCCUAAGGAUCAUCCUGGAGAAGCUCUCACACAGAGGUUUUACCUGGCGAGAUGAUUAUACACAACAUGUUAUUGGUCAGGAACUCUCAACCAUUCACAAAAUCCACAACAGACGCCCUGAUAUAUUGGCGUCUGAAGGAUCUGAUACAGGAAGGACUUUGGGACAGAAUGCAGAUAAUGAAAGAAAUUAUGAUCUGGAAAAUGAUGUGAACUUGGCCAAGUCUCUUCAGCAAUAUCUUAAAUAUCUCAGUAUUCUCUCCCAGUCUGCAGCUACAAAUUUGUAUCCAAGGAAGACAAAUGACAAAGCUUCUGUCAAGAGCUACAUCUAUAAUGAUCCCAUCAGGUACUACAUGAUGCAAAAACCCAAAGAGCGAGCACCUCCUUUGGCCCAUGCAUCAACAUCCCGUCAACAGCACACGGAAAAUCUCCUUGGAAGGACCUUCAACCAGCCUCAGCCAGACAAGUUCUCGCCAGAGUCAGAAAUGGGGCUUGACCAAAAAACUCUGAUGGCGGCACUGCAUACGUACAUCACUCGGAACUUGUCAGCACAAAGCAAUGAUAAAAGCUCUCAGAGCAGGACUAAAGGGUCUCACAUUUAUGCUGAUAGAUUCUACCCUUCGCAAGUCAGUCCUUUUGAUGGAAAUUUUGCCAAAGGAAAAGCAGAUUUUAAAAUGAAGAAGCUGUUCCAGCCAAGACCUGCAUCCGGAGUGCUGGGGCCAACCCCUGAGAUGCUGAAUCGUAAGUCUGCUUCCCAGGAUGAUCCAAAGGACCCUCUGAGUGUAGUGGAUGAGGUACUUAUUAAAGAUGUAUUGAAGGACCUAGAGAAACACCAAGUGAAUGUGGAGAAUCUCAGCUCAACAGAACUGGAUGAGAUUGCUGAUACUAUCGCCAAUGCAAUUCAAACCGUUGGCAUUCAGGAAGAAACAGAAGAGGGUGCUGGAAAAACUAAAGAAGACAAAACAGAAGCACAAAUAAAGAAAGGAGAUGCUCAAGGAAGGGCAGAGGUUCAGAAUGAAUUAAUGGAAAACAGUGUUAAUAUACCAGACAAUGGAGUGCGUGAAGCCAGUGCCAGAAUUGAUAAAGAGGAGAACACUGCAAAACUAGUUAACUUCUUGAACGAGAAUGCGUUACCUGAAAAUAAGCCUAAAGACCUUAUACCUGAAGAAUCUACUAAGACAGAAACCAAGAAAUCGGAAGACACUGACUCUUCUUCCUCAGAAGAAAUAAAUGCUGGUGUGGAAAAUGUAAAAAGUGAGACUUUCUCAAGGGAACUGACAGCUGCAAAGAACAGUGAAUCUGACUCCAAAGACCUGAGUGAGAUCCACUACUGGAUUAAGAACACUUUAAUGCAGGAUGGAAACUCCUACAAAGAGCCUCAGAAAAGUAUGGGACAAGGCUUGCAACUUGAAGUGAAGUCUUCAGAGGAGAAAGAAUACGGCUAUAUUGUGACGGUGAAAGACCCCCUGAGUGUGGAAAAGGGCUUGGAGUUAAUAAAGGAAGUGGCAGAUCUCCUGAAGCUGCAGAUGAGUGCCUUCGAUGAUGUCAACGUGCUGGGACCAGCUGUGACCUUCAGAGUGCACUCAAACCUCCAAAACAUUUCAACUGCAGAUGUUGCCAAAGCAGCAGCUAUAAACAAAGAGAAGCUUGAAAAAACAACUGGACUGAAAAUUCUGCAGACUGGAGUGGGGGAGAAAAGCGACGUCCCGCCGCUCCCGCAGCGCGGGGAAGAGGCAGAAUCCGCCAAAUUCCUCCUCCUCACCCUCCUCUCCCUCGCCUGCAUCGCCGGGGUCCUGGCGGCGUCGGGGGUCGCCUACUGCCUCCGCCACCGCGCCCACCACCGCCUGAAGGAGAAGCUCUCGGCCCUGGGGGCCGACGCCGGCUCCGACGCCCCCGCUGCUUAUCAGGAGCUAUGCCGUCAGCGCAUGGCAGUGAAAACAUCUGAUCGCCCGGAGCCCCUGCAUGCUUCUCGAAUAAAUAGCGUUUCUUCACAAUUUAGUGAUGGGCCCAUUCCCAGCCCCUCGGCCCGGAGCAGCACAUCGUCCUGGUGCGAGGAGCCGGUUCAGUCCAACAUGGACAUCUCCACCGGUCACAUGAUCUUGUCCUACAUGGAAGAUCAUCUGAAAAACAAGAAUCGUCUGGAGAAGGAGUGGGAAGCUCUGUGUGCUUAUCAGGCUGAACCCAAUGCCACCACCGUUGCACAGCAGGAGGAAAAUACCCAGAAGAACCGCUCACGGACUGUAGUACCAUAUGAUCAUUCCAGGAUAUGUCUGAAAGGUGAAAAUAGCCACGACAAUUCAGACUACGUCAAUGCUAGCCCAAUUAUGGACCAUGACCCCCGAAACCCUGCAUAUAUUGCCACCCAGGGCCCUCUCCCUGCUACUGUCGCUGACUUCUGGCAGAUGGUCUGGGAGAACGGCUGUGUCGUUAUUGUCAUGCUGACACCCCUCACGGAAAACGGAGUCAAACAGUGCUACCACUAUUGGCCAGACGAAGGGUCAAACCUCUACCACAUCUAUGAGGUAAACCUUGUCUCUGAGCACAUCUGGUGUGAGGAUUUCCUGGUGAGGAGCUUCUACCUGAAGAACCUGCAGACGAACGAGACCCGCACAGUGACACAGUUCCACUUCCUCAGCUGGAACGAUCAGAGGGUUCCCGCUUCCACGAGAUCGCUUCUGGAUUUCCGCAGAAAAGUAAACAAGUGCUACAGGGGUCGCUCUUGUCCAGUAGUUGUUCAUUGCAGUGAUGGUGCAGGAAGAAGUGGAACCUACAUUCUAAUUGACAUGGUUCUCAAUAAAAUGGCCAAAGGUGCUAAAGAGAUUGAUAUUGCUGCUACCCUGGAGCACUUGAGGGACCAGAGACCAGGCAUGGUCCAGACAAAGGAGCAGUUUGAAUUUGCUUUGACAGCGGUUGCAGAGGAAGUGAAUGCAAUACUCAAGGCACUUCCCCAGUGAGCAGCUCGGCCUCCCAAAGGUUCCUGCAGGAUCCAUCCCUCGUUUUCCUCAUCCUCAGUCCCUGUGAAUGUUCUUGGAAACCGUAACCUGACCUUAACUGUGUAUCUUCUGUUGUAACCACAUAGUGAUAGGGUCCUUACAAACUCCUUUAGCUGGUAAAAGUUCAACAGUUAAAAUGUGUAUUCUGGUUUUUGGGGUUUUAAACAAGUUUUUAAAAGUACAUUGAAGCCUCGGAUUAAGUGACAGAACAAUCCACCUAAUUUCUUUCACAUCCUCGAAGCCCUGAAUGUCACACUUUGAAAGCACACAUUUAUGUUCUUAAUAGCAAAUAUACAGUAUUGUGGGUAAUUAGUGCAGUCAAUAUAGUCUCAGAAAACAGUGUUCUGUUAUAUUCUGUAACUUCUCAAAGGCUGAAUGGGGGGUGGGGGGCCUGAAGAGGAUGGUGAUUGUUCCUAUACAAUGCCGAGCUAGAGCAUGAAACAGUGCUGAGGGUGUGAGUAAACACAGGUCCAGGCUCUGGCAAAGAGAGCUUGCACCUUCUCAUGCUGGGCUUUGGCAAGCAAAUGUUUUCUUAACUGUUGUUUACUUUUCAGCUUUGUGCCAUGAAUGGAAGAAAAUCUGAACUGUAAGUAAGUAGGCCUGCACAGUUGUUGCAACUGGGGAGAACGAGUUGGUCACAUUAAUGGGAAGCUGGGGGAUAAGGAGCACAACAACUC
Molecule: messenger RNA, 3914 nt
Organism: Haliaeetus leucocephalus (bald eagle)
Lineage: Eukaryota; Metazoa; Chordata; Aves; Accipitriformes; Accipitridae
Gene: PTPRN2
Product: protein tyrosine phosphatase, receptor type, N polypeptide 2
Exons: 22
Coding region: 1-3198 (1065 amino acids)
Biological process (GO): protein dephosphorylation
Cellular component (GO): secretory granule
Molecular function (GO): protein tyrosine phosphatase activity
Source: RefSeq, a predicted model, not a curated record